Messenger RNA from Suricata suricatta (meerkat), 946 nucleotides. It is a transcript of the gene RAB27B, whose product is annotated as RAB27B, member RAS oncogene family. Gene Ontology annotation, cellular component: melanosome; secretory granule. Gene Ontology annotation, molecular function: GTP binding; GTPase activity. The record is from RefSeq and is a predicted model, not a curated record. Gene Ontology annotation, biological process: melanosome transport; positive regulation of exocytosis. Bases 48 to 728 code for a protein of 226 amino acids. NCBI's taxonomy places the organism in Eukaryota, Metazoa, Chordata, Mammalia, Carnivora, Herpestidae. The transcript has 6 exons.
GUUCUCUAGUUCUUGGCAAGAGCAGAAGGAGAAUUCCUGAUGACUGAAUGUGGCCCACCAAGUGCAUCACUAUGACUGAUGGGGACUAUGACUAUCUGAUCAAACUCCUGGCCCUUGGAGAUUCAGGCGUGGGGAAGACGACAUUUCUUUAUCGAUACACAGACAAUAAAUUCAAUCCCAAGUUUAUCACCACAGUAGGAAUAGACUUUCGGGAAAAACGUGUGGUUUAUAAUGCCCAGGGGCCCAGUGGAUCAUCAGGGAAAGCAUUUAAGGUGCAUCUUCAGCUGUGGGACACUGCAGGACAAGAGCGAUUCCGGAGCCUCACCACUGCGUUUUUCAGAGAUGCCAUGGGUUUCUUAUUAAUGUUUGACCUCACCAGUCAACAGAGCUUCUUAAAUGUCAGAAACUGGAUGAGCCAACUGCAAGCAAAUGCUUAUUGUGAAAAUCCAGAUAUAAUAUUAAUUGGCAACAAGGCAGACCUACCAGACCAGAGGGAAGUCAAUGAAAGGCAAGCCCGGGACCUGGCUGACAAAUAUGGCAUACCAUAUUUUGAAACAAGUGCAGCAACUGGCCAGAAUGUGGAGAAAGCAGUGGAAACCCUUCUGGACUUGAUAAUGAAGCGAAUGGAACAGUGUGUAGAGAAGACCCAAGUCCCCGACACUGUCAAUGGUGGAAACUCAGGAAAGCUAGAUGGGGAGAAACCAGCAGAGAGGAAAUGUGGCUGCUAGUCUCUGCAUAAGAACUGAUCGUCAAAAACCGCACCCAAAUAUUACUUCCCAAAACAGCAACAAACCACAAAAUUGUUGUUGAGUAGACCACACAUAAUGGCAUAUCUUGCAUUUCUGCCAGAAAAAUCUAUUUUAAGAAAUCAGAAUAGUCAACAGUGUUCAAAAGAAUUGACCAGUUGUCUCUCAGGCCCCACCAAACAAGAUCAGAGAUUUCCAAA